ACACUGAGAAGCUAGGUUGUGCAUUAAGUGAGUGCAAAAUCUAGAACUAGAACAUUUUAACAUGCAGUGUUUGAUAACGGUGACAUUGAGAGAGUUUAUUGUUCAUAAGAACGCUGUACAGUAAAGCUUCGGAAUUUACCUCAUUUUAAGCGAACGACCGACAACAACAAAGUGAACAUGGCAGCCCCUCCACCGCCUAUUACAUCACCGGAAGUCAAAUUUACACAGAUUUUCAUCAACAACGAGUGGGUGAACUCUGCGAGCGGGAAGACGUUCCCGACCAUCAACCCGACCAACGGCAAGAAGAUAUGCGACGUCCAGGAGGGAGACAAGGAUGACGUGGAUAAAGCGGUGGCUGCGGCGAAGGCUGCCUUCAAGCACGGCUCCCCCUGGCGGUCCAUGGACGCCACGAAGAGAGCUGCUCUCUUGAACAAACUGGCGGACCUAGUUGAGAGGGAUCGCGUUUACUUAGCGAGCCUGGAAACCCUUGACAACGGAAAGCCGUACACUGCAGCAUACGCCGGGGAUAUAUCGGGCGUCAUCGGUGCAUUGCGCUACUACGCGGGUUGGACGGACAAGAUGACCGGCAAAACCAUACCCGUCGACGGGCCGUUUUUCGCCUACACUCGUCAUGAGCCUGUUGGAGUUUGUGGACAAAUCAUACCCUGGAACUUCCCUGCAGCUUUAGUGGCAAUGAAGAUCGCCCCUGCCUUAGCCUGUUGUAACACCGUGGUCCUCAAGCCAGCGGAACAGACGCCUCUCACCGCUCUCUACCUGGCGUCCCUGGUGAAGGAGGCUGGUUUCCCGCCCGGCGUUGUGAACGUGGUUCCCGGCUAUGGCCCCACAGCCGGCGCAGCCAUAACAAACCACCCAGAUAUCAGGAAAGUGUCAUUCACCGGAUCCACGGAGGUCGGUAAACUCAUCAUGGAAGGCGCAGCGAAAUCCAACCUGAAACGAGUAACUCUAGAGCUCGGGGGGAAAAGUCCGCUUGUCGUCUUCAAGGACGCAAACUUGGACGAGGUGGUUGAGUGGGCGCAUCAGGCAGUAUUCUACAACAUGGGUCAGGUGUGCACGGCCGGGUCAAGGACGUUUGUACAUGAGGACAUAUAUGACGAGUUUGUCAAAAAGGCCGUUGCACGUGCUCAGAAAAGGGUCAUCGGUGAUCCGUUUGAACUCAAAAACGAUAGCGGACCACAGGUUGACAAUGAUCAGUUCGAGAAGAUCCUUGAGUUGAUAGAGAGCGGGAAGAAAGAGGGUGCGAAGCUGGAGUGUGGCGGGGCCCGGUUGGGUGACGAGGGCUACUUUAUCCAGCCCACAGUCUUCUCCAACGUCACCGACAACAUGAGGAUCGCCAAGGAAGAGAUCUUCGGUCCUGUUCAGCAAAUAAUAAAGUUCAAGGACAUGGAGGAGGUCAUAGCACGAGCCAACGAUACUGAGUACGGGCUGGCGGCGGCUUGCUUUACGAAUGACAUUGACACGGCCUUGACCUUUACCAGCAGGGUCGAGGCGGGAACUGUCUGGGUGAAUGCUUACCACAAGUCUUCGGUAUCGGCUCCAUUUGGUGGCUUUAAAAUGUCCGGAAUCGGAAGAGAAAUGGGUGAAUAUGGCCUGGCACAGUACACAGAAAUCAAAACUGUGAUGAUGAAAACAAGCCAAAAGCUGUAGACCGGUAGAUGGACAGAUUGAAUCCAGAAGGGGGCGGAGAGGCAACAGUGUCUAGGCUAACUACAGAAAAGUGGCAUAAACGAACUAUUAAAACAGUGAAUGAACAAAAAAUGGUGAUUGAACUUGUAUGCAAAAUCAUUUGUUAAGGUCUAAUCUGUGUUAAGGUUAAAUAAACAAAUAAACUUUUCUUCCAUA
This is a messenger RNA of Mya arenaria, 1860 nucleotides long. RefSeq names its product aldehyde dehydrogenase 1A1-like. Gene Ontology annotation, molecular function: aldehyde dehydrogenase (NAD+) activity. The record is from RefSeq and is a predicted model, not a curated record. Lineage: Eukaryota; Metazoa; Mollusca; Bivalvia; Myida; Myidae. The transcript is spliced from 15 exons. Gene Ontology annotation, biological process: aldehyde metabolic process. Bases 178 to 1665 code for a protein of 495 amino acids.